GCAGGAUCUGCUUCAAAGUACAAGUUGCCCAUCAAAGACAAAGGCUCUUAAAGAGAGAAAGUGACCAGAGAAAGACCUUUAGGACACAGUAAGGGAUUUGUAGGAGGAAAGCACAAUGUCUGACGACAGCAAGAUGACGCUCAACCUCCUCUUGCUUGGAAAGACACAGAGUGGCAAAAGUGCUACAGGAAACACCCUUCUAGGCAACAGAGACUUUGCCAGUUUCCUUUCCCCGUCCUCUGUGACCACAUCUUGCAGUCUAGGCCGCAGCUGUCCCAUUUUGGGCUUUGCGCGUCGCCGAGGCAGUGAGCUCACUGUGCAGGUCCAAGUGCUGGACACUCCCGGCUACCCUCACAGCAGCCUGAGCAGAGAGCAAGUGAAGACAGAGGUGAGAAGUGCUUUAGUCCGGCACUUUGGAGAGAAAGGUCUUCAUUUGGCCUUCUUGGUCCUGAGGGCUGAUGUUCCGCUGUGUGAGGAGGAAGAGGACCCUACAAUCCAGCUAGCCCAGGAACUCUUGGGUCCUAACUGGAAAAGUUAUACUGUCAUCUGCCUUACUCAUUCUGACCAGAUUGAAAACACCAGAUUCACUACAGAACAGUAUUUGCAUUCUGCCACGGACACACUUCGUAAACUCCUGCAGUCAGUGGAGCAAAAGUACAUUUUUGUUGGCAAUCACAAACAGCCUCUGAAACAGGAACACCUAGAAGUUUUAAGGAAAAUUAUGGAGUUUCUGAAGCAAAACCGUUAUCAGACCCUUGUAUUGAAACAAAUGACAUAAACUUAAGCAGCUGAUUUACUUUCAGCUUUCUUUUCCUUUGCACUUUGUCUUGUCUUUUAACUUUAAAGCUCAUUGGGCAUCUUGUGAACUGCCCUAAGACCUGUGGGCAUAGGGCGGUACACAAAUUUAAUAAAUAAUAUUACUUUUUGUAUCUUUAUUUUUAGAUCUUAUUUUGAUUUAUGUGGAAAUUGUUUCAGUUUGGUUGUGUGCUUUUUGAUGCGUUUUAUUAGGUUUGUAAUUAUGUAAAUCUUGCCGAGCUGUAAACCACCUUGAGCAUGGGUUUUAACUAUGGAAAGGAAGCAUACAAAUAAAAUGCUGCUGCUGCUUGUACAACUAUUCAGAAACUCCCAUGCUGCUCAUUACCCGCUCCUGAUGUACCAGUCAAAACA
Molecule: messenger RNA, 1167 nt
Organism: Zootoca vivipara (common lizard)
Lineage: Eukaryota; Metazoa; Chordata; Lepidosauria; Squamata; Lacertidae
Gene: GIMD1
Product: GIMAP family P-loop NTPase domain containing 1
Molecular function (GO): GTP binding
Source: RefSeq, a predicted model, not a curated record